Molecule: messenger RNA, 753 nt
Organism: Suillus plorans
Lineage: Eukaryota; Fungi; Basidiomycota; Agaricomycetes; Boletales; Suillaceae
Exons: 4
Coding region: 1-753 (250 amino acids)
Biological process (GO): monoatomic ion transport; transmembrane transport
Cellular component (GO): membrane
Molecular function (GO): monoatomic ion channel activity
Source: RefSeq, a predicted model, not a curated record
AUGCCCGACGUGUACGAGUCGGCGGAGUCGGAUGCUUUGAAUGACACCUCGAACGGUGCAGCACAACCUGUUCCCACACGAUCCAUUUAUGCGCUAACCCGCAAAGAAAUAACCCGCGGAAUUGCGAAUCGCUUUGUGCACUCGCACACGUACAUAUUUCUCUACUUGUCCAUGGCGGCUCUGUCCGUGACAACCGUCGUGCUGAGUUUGUCGGACGGAUGUCCAGGGUUGUCGUUUUAUAUCUUGGAGAUAAUAAUUAACACGAGCAUGAUCCUGGAGGUUGGCGUGCGUUUCGUUGCGUUUGGUCGGCAAUUCUGGAGAUCACCGUUUAAUGUAUUGGAUCUGAUACUCACAUUAUUCUGCGCGAUCACUUUGCUGGUCAUAACAUUUGCGGGGUGUGGGGCAGGGAGUAAGGAAGAGGAGUUGUUGGACACUCUAUUGCUUAUUGCACGUAAUGUCCUACAAUUCGGCCGUCUAGCGGCGGUCAUGCGACAGUCCGGCCAGUCCAUAUUUUCCAGGCCAAAGCCAAUCGAUAUCUCCGCAAUCAGGAGAGCAGGCUAUAGUAGUCUCGACUAUGAUUUGGAAGAUGACAAUCAAGAUGAUGAUCCAGAACUGGGUCGACCACUUGUACAAGAUGCAGUAUUAUUUGAUGCACAGGACGACGAACAACCCACUCGCAUGUCAGAUAUGCCACGGGCUGCGCAGGCUGUACACGAGCGUGAUGAUGAGGAUGUCUGGGCGGAAUUGGGUUGA